Messenger RNA from Drosophila persimilis, 334 nucleotides. RefSeq lists its product as uncharacterized. The coding region runs from base 32 to 334 and encodes 100 amino acids. The record is from RefSeq and is a predicted model, not a curated record. The transcript is spliced from 2 exons. NCBI's taxonomy places the organism in Eukaryota, Metazoa, Arthropoda, Insecta, Diptera, Drosophilidae.
CUCGCUCGUGGGAUGCUACCGGAUUGACAACAUGGAGCAGAGCACAUUGGACAACCACAAUGUUGAUGAGUUUUUUUCGGACAUUAUCGAGGUAGAUCUGGACAGAUCAUGUAGCCCCAGCACCUUUUCUGGCAACAAUGGGCCCACGACAAAGCGAACCAAAAAAGGCGACACUUCUUGGAUGACAGAUAUUGCCAGAGAGCAGCUCGAACAGCAGAAAGACCAUUACAGGAAGAAUGAAGAACAUGAUAUGAGGAAGGAAGAGAUGGUCGAGGACCUCAUCAACACGCGAAGAAUAUUGCAGAAUGAUUUAUUGGAAGUGUUGAAAAAAUAA